GCAUUGCCACCUAUGCCGCAACAAAGUGGGAACUGCAUCCAAUCCUCCAUCAGGAACGUGCCUUUUCAAUUGGUGCGGCAACAACAGCUGCUUCUCAGUUCAUCAAAACAUUUGUAGCGUGCAGAAUCAGGGAUGCAGUACUUCAUUUUGCCGUCCACCACCGUCCGCCUGAACAAAGAUUGACAAAUGAGCACUACCGGAGAUGUGUUGCACUAGUUCUUCAAAUUUUCGACAAGGUUGACAAUGGUUGUAAGGCUGUGUACACAGAGUUCUUGUCGAUGCUGCUAUUUGCUGAACGAGCACAGACAAAGUUCCCAAAGACUGCUCGGAUGGCAAAACAAAUAGCCAACCUUAUUCCUCAUGCCACUUGUGAAUGUUAUCUCCCCUUCGCUUUGACAAUAAAGAUAUUAUUCCUACUUCUUUUUGCAAUCUUAUCACCUCUAACCUAAGAACUUUGUCUUGUAAAUAGUACUGGAGGUAAACACUAGUUCAAGGAAAAGGAAGAUAUUCGAAGAAGCUGCACCAAAACAUAUAUCCAAUAGAGGAACAGAAGCAGAAUGCAUACCAAGUUGCUCCACAGCAAUUCAUGUCACCCCUCUGCAAAUGGUUCCUCCUGCACCUCCUCAAGGUUGUAUCUCCUUUCAGCAUCACAUUGCACAUAUUAUAUAUAUUUAUUACUACAUUGUCCGCAGUACUAACAUGCCAAAUCUGGCUUGCAAAAGGCAUGGAGCUGAACACUAGCAGCAACAAAAGAAAUAUAUUGGAGGAACCUCCUGAAAAACAGGUAUCCAUUGGACAUAAGGCAGUACAAUCCACAGCAAACUGCUUUGCGUCAACUGACAACGCUAAUCUCCGCAUCCAGAUACCUCCAACAUCAACCGUGCAACUAGAAUCUCCACUUGGAGCUGUGCAAAAUUCAGACUACGGAAAUCCGGACAAAACGAAAACACCAAAACCAAGUUUACGUGCACCAGGACUGCCAGCUGUUAUUGGACGACUCAAUUUGAGUGAUGGCAGCUGCACCUCAACACGUCGUGAGCUUCAGUUCAGUAUUGCAAACAACCUAGAUGGCCAAAACGAUCCAGCUGAUCCAGUACAGAUCCCAUCUCCCAAAUGUCCCCGUACACCUUUCCAUUUCCGUUCCCAGAGCCAGAGUGAUACUAUAAGCGGAUCAAUUGGAUGGUCAAGUAAGCGAUCCCGAAUAGAUGUGGCAAGAAAGCUGGACUACAAGAAACACAAAACAUCACGUAUUUCAGAUGUCAUGCAACAAAUGGCUACUCCACAAGAACCAACAGCUCCAACUAUACCAUCCGCAUCUUCCAACUCCAAUUUCCAAGGCGAUAUAACUCCAGCAGCAGGCAUAGACUGUAGCAAACUCCAAGAGAAACAUGUGGAACUCAAGGCAUACAGCCAACGACGGGCAAAACAUACUACCCAAACCCAUAGUAAACAGCAACCUUCAGGUGACAAUGUAUUGUACUCUAGUGCUCUCGGUAUGCAUGUGGCAUCCAUGGAGUCAAGUUAUGGACACAAGACAAGCAGCACUGUUGAUGAAAUGAUCCUCACACAUUCAGAUUAUCGGACUUCCAACACACUCGCUGCGCCAAAAUGGGAUUCAAGUCCAACAUAUGCUCUGGGUGGCAGCUCAUCAGGCAUGGACCUCCUAGCAGCAGUUGCAUCAGGUAGCUAUGAUAGCAGCAUAGACCGUUUUGCACAUAAGAUCAACAGAAGCAUAUUUUCAUCUUCUAGCACGCGGCUGCCUCCAACAUCUGAAGCCGACGGAUCACCCUCAGAGAAAACCCACAAACCUGCUCGUGCACCAUUUCAAAGGUUAUCAGUAGAUGAGCCUGAUGUCUCUGACGUCUACACAACAUAUGAUACAAUACAGAAAUGAAAAUCCCAUGAGCUACGCAGGAAAUAUGUUACCCUCGAUCAUCCCUACUUGAUAGAGAUGAACGGGCAUGCGAUGAUAAGGAACUUUGGUGCGGGACAUGGUCUUAAAAGAGAUGGCAUGUCAGCACCAGUCCGAGUUUUCAACAUGAAGGACAACAAGCUAUACCCA
Molecule: messenger RNA, 2062 nt
Organism: Triticum aestivum (bread wheat)
Lineage: Eukaryota; Viridiplantae; Streptophyta; Magnoliopsida; Poales; Poaceae
Exons: 11
Coding region: 587-1894 (435 amino acids)
Source: RefSeq, a predicted model, not a curated record